Fonsecaea multimorphosa CBS 102226 is the source of this 2151-nucleotide messenger RNA. RefSeq lists its product as uncharacterized. Bases 1 to 2151 code for a protein of 716 amino acids. The transcript is spliced from 2 exons. Gene Ontology annotation, molecular function: protein binding. The record is from RefSeq and is a predicted model, not a curated record. NCBI's taxonomy places the organism in Eukaryota, Fungi, Ascomycota, Eurotiomycetes, Chaetothyriales, Herpotrichiellaceae.
AUGACUCGUCCGAAUUUUAUUGAGCUGCCACCCGAAAAUCCUCGCUCGGCCAGCGCGCUCUCAAGAAAUGCACUGUCGCCUCGGAUCCAACAUUUCGACGGCGAUGUCCCCCCUGCACUAUCACCACUGGAUGCCAUUGCGGCCCGAAGUCGCAAAUUGGCCAAAGAGUUGGAGGAAACCAGGAAAGCGGGCGAGCGACGCAUGAGCAGGCUUCCACCUCAGAUUGUGACGGAUUCCUUGACCGAACAUCAAAACAAUCGUCCUCCGAUCUUUCGAGCCUUGUCGGACAGCCUUGACACGGUCCCUCCUCUCCCAACAUGGGAUCAGGAACGUGGCGGUGCCUUCGCUCGAGUUGCUCAUCCUCUGAGCAGGCCUGCCUCCCAACGCGUCCACGUGAGUAAGGUUGUCAAGUCUGACGAGAAUCAAGAAAGCAAGGAACCCUCUCCGGUGCAAGAUUACUUUGGCGCCCCUCGAGUUGAAUCUCCUCCGCCCCUGGAACCCAAGAGACCAUCGUCACCUUCUCACAGCGUAGGCAGCCCUUCUCUACAUCCUCAACCCGAACUUUCAAGGCAGGUCUCGGGCACCUCUCAAUCAGACUUCAGCGCGACUUUGGCGCCUCCACGGUCUCAUUCGCACCGACUCCGACCGUACCAUGACGCUUCUGACGACGACUAUACCAGCUCCAACGCGGGCUCGACCUUUUCGCAGUCAAGGAAGCUUUCGUCCAGCAGUGGCGUCUCUGCUCCUCACUCUCCGAUUUCCCCGUACGCACAGUCUCAUGCCCGAUCACCCUCCAACACUUCGCUCGGAUCUCCCACUCACAAGCUCCCGACACGGAAUUUCUCCCGACCCUUGAGUUCAGUCAGUAUGACUAACCUCAAGAGCGAUAAAAGCCCGACUAAAGCUACAUUCGCAAAGCGGAUGAGCCAGCUGCGCGCUGCGAACUCUUUUGAUAAUUCAGCAUCACCAACCGAUGGCUAUCUCUCGGGAGAAGCGUCUUCGUACACUCACGCGACCUACAGCUUGCCCAGAGGGCGACUGGUUUCCGAUCGGACUUCUGUACUCUUUUCAGGCCUUUCUACCCCCCAUUUCGAAUGGCAAGAACCGAUGUUUCCUUGCACGCCUCCAUUAGAAGGGAAAAACAGCUCCGAGCUCCCCGUUCCGUCUCCUAUGGCAUCGGCUCGGCCCAGCAGAGAAGAUCAACAUCAAAGGUCGGGCCCGUCUUUUGAGCUUAACACUGAACACGCUUUGACUGCCACGGACCGUGCCGGCCACCCGACAGCGUACUAUACGCCGACAGGGUCUCUCAGAUCAAAUGAUUCGUCGAGUUCGAGACCUUCGGUUGGCCAACUUGUUCCACCUGCCUCUACAUUUGUACUUCCCCCUAUACCGUUAUCACCCGUCGAGGAAGCGUCACAUUCCUCACGAUCAACAAGCACAGUUCGGCCAACAACGAGCCGGUCUACCAGCAAUUACCAAGGCCUCUCCAUGGACGAACAUGUCACCAAGGCAAUUGAGCUCCAUCAACAAGGCGAAUUGAAAGAAUCGACGUAUCACCUGCGCAUUGCGGCUAACAAGGGCCAUCCCACGGCAAUGCUCCUGUACGCCCUUGCUUAUCGUCACGGUUGGGGUAUGCGAGCGAACCCACGGGAAGGGGUACAAUGGCUUCGCAAAGCUGUGGAUUACGCGAUGCUCGAGAUUGCGGAUGACGAGGACCCUGCAAGCCAGAGGCCUGGUGUUGAUGUCAACGAUAAGAAGGCACAUCGGGCCCAGUUUGCGCUGAGCAUAUACGAGCUCGGAGUGUCGCAUCUCAACGGCUGGGGUAUCGAGCAGGACAAAGCACUCGCUCUCCGAUGUUUUGAGAUUGCCGGCAACUGGGGUGAUACGGAUGCUUUGACUGAAGCGGGCUUUUGCUAUGCAGAAGGCAUCGGUUGCAAGAAAGACCUGAAAAAGGCGGCCAAGUUUUAUCGAAGAGCUGAGGCAAAGGGUGUCAGCAUGGUUGGCAACAGCUGGAUCUACAAGGACAAAUACAACGACUCGGAGGAUGAGAGUGAGGAUCGAACGCGGUCCUUCCGAAAGACAUCAGCGGAGAAGCCGCGCAGCAAGUCCAAAUCUCGCGGGAUCUUUGGACGAAAGAAGACAUCUUCCUGA